AUGUGCACGCGUUUCACUUGGCAGUCUCCACCAGCUGCUUCUCACUUCACUUUUAACUUCCGUUUCGUGUUCUUUCUCUACUUCGAUUGCCAGUGGCGUUGGAAAUUUUUUGCAUUUUCCAUGAAUGUCCUGUUAAAAAAUCAACAGCUAACCAUUCCAAAAUCAAUUCAAUUCUACCUUAUUCAAUCCAUUUUCCACCUAAAUUCUCUUCGACAAUUUCGAAGAACAGCGGUUCAUCGUCGUGCUCGUAGAACGAACAGUGAAGAUGACGAGAAUAAUAGAAAUGCGGAGAGUGAUUUGGAACGGAAUUUGUAUCUGCACAAAAGCAAAGGCCAACAUCUCCUAACAAACCCACGAGUUCUUGAUAAAAUUGUUCGUAUAUCUCGAAUACAGCCCGAUGAUACUGUCCUAGAGAUCGGACCUGGCACGGGUAAUCUUACUCUUAGGCUUCUCGAGGUCGCUAAGAAAGUUGUUGCAGUGGAAAUUGACAAGCGAAUGCUGGAGAUUCUUCGCAAACGGGUUUCUGAGAGUGGCCGUCAAGAUAAACUUGAUCUUUUGUGCGAGGAUGCAUUAAAGGCCAAGUUUCCACAGUUUGAUCUUGUUGUGGCAAACAUUCCGUAUGGAAUAUCAUCCCCUCUUGUGACUAAACUGGUGUAUGGAGCUAACCCUUUUCGAAGUAUCACAUUUCUUCUUCAGAAAGAGUUUGCUAGGCGAUUAUUAGCUGAUCCUGGUGACUCAGAGUACAACAGAUUGGCUGUAAAUGUGAAGUUGAUGGCGGAAGUUGAGUUUGUGAUGGAUGUAAGCAAGCGAGAUUUUCUUCCUUGUCCAAAGGUUGAUUCUUCUGUGGUAAUAAUCCGUCCCAAAGCUGAAAUCCCCACAGUGAACCUUCACGAAUGGUGGGCUUUCACAAGGGCCUGCUUUAGCAAUAAAAAUAAGACAAUGGCAGCAAUUUUUAAGCAGAAGAAAAAGGUCAUGGAACUAUUUAGAUUAUCUAAGAUGAGUGGCUCCAAUGGUGAACAUGGAAUCACAAGCAGAAACUAUGAUUUUGCUGCUGCUGCUGCUGAUGAUGAUGAGGCAGAAGAAGGAGAAACGAGCCAUGAGCAAAGCUGCCGUGCGUGUUCUUGCUCUGAAAUGGAUAUGUGUUCUUACAUGGAGAGGAUUAAUGAAGUUCUAAAAGCUAAUGGUUUUGAAGGCAAGAGACCUUCAAAACUGUCUAAUGAGGAGUUACUGAAUUUGCUUUCUUUGCUUAAUCAGGCUGGAAUACAUUUUCAUGGCCAAACAAGGCCACAGAAUGCUGAAAAUGAAGCACGUCCUGCUGCUGUAAGGAGAUAAUUUUGACGUUAGAUUCUGUUAUCCAAAUUACUUUUUUUUUUUUGAAAAAAAGUUGAGAUACUAAUUUUAAACUUUGUCCUAUUGUUUUGUGGAGAUGCAUAUGGCUUGAGCAUGAUUUGGUUUGUUUCUUUGAUUUGGGUUGGUUGUUAGGUUGUGGGCUGAAUUCUCUCCUUUUCUAUUUUGCCUUGGGCUCUUGUAAAAUGCAUCUCCACAU
Messenger RNA from Manihot esculenta (cassava), 1546 nucleotides. Its product is annotated as ribosomal RNA small subunit methyltransferase, mitochondrial. NCBI's taxonomy places the organism in Eukaryota, Viridiplantae, Streptophyta, Magnoliopsida, Malpighiales, Euphorbiaceae. Gene Ontology annotation, biological process: rRNA methylation. Gene Ontology annotation, cellular component: mitochondrial matrix. Bases 1 to 1332 code for a protein of 443 amino acids. Gene Ontology annotation, molecular function: rRNA (adenine-N6,N6-)-dimethyltransferase activity. The transcript is spliced from 2 exons. The record is from RefSeq and is a predicted model, not a curated record.